GCCGCGGUGGUGGCGGCCGUGGGGUGGCGGGAGCGGAGCGCGAUGGCCACGGCGGCGUCUAACCCCUACCUGGCGGGGAACGGGCUGCUGUCGGCCGGCUCCAUCGUGCACCCGGACGGCGGCGGGGGCGGCGGCGGGGGCGGCGGCGGCGGCGGGGGCGGCGGGGGCGGCGGCGGCGGCGGGGGCGGCGGCGGGGGCGCGGGGGGCGGCGCCAUGCAGCCGGGCGGCGCGGCCGUCAGCGCCGGCGGCUACCGCGGGGACCCGGCGGCCGUGAAGAUGGUGCAGAGCGACUUCAUGCAGGGGGCCCUGGCGGCCAGCAACGGCGGCCACCUGCUGGGGCCCGGACACCAGUGGGUGGCGGCGCUGCCCCACGCCGCCGCCGCCGCCGCCGCCGCCGCCGCCGCCGCCGCCGCCGCCGCCGCCGAGGCGGGCUCGCCCUGGGCCGGCGGGGCCGUGGGUCUGGCCGGCAGCCCGCAGCAGCCGCCCCCGGGACCGGCCGCCGCCGCCGCCGCCGCCGCCAACGCGCCGCAGGGCCCCGACGGCAAGGGCGGCGCCGGGCGCGACGACCUCCACGCCGGGCCCGCGCUGCACCACCGCGGACCCCCGCCGCCGCCGCCCCCGCCGCCGCCCCCCGCACCAGGGACACCCGGGGGCUGGGGCACCGCCGCCGCCGCCGCCGCCGCCGUCGCCGCCGCCGCCGCCGCCGCGCAUCUCCCGGCCCUGGGCGCGGGCCAGCCGCCGCAGCCGCCCCCGCAAGCGCUGCUCUACACGCAGCCGGGGGGCUUCACCGUCAACGGCAUGCUGAGCGGAGGAGGAGGAGGAGGAGGGGGGGGAGGAGGAGGAGGGAGCGGCGGCGGCGGCGGCGGCGGCGGCGGCGGGGGCGGGCCGGGCAUCGUCCACCCGGGGCUGGUGCGGGGGGACGGGCCGGAGCUGGGCGAGCACCCGCACCCCGUCCAUCACCACCACCAUCACCACCCGGGCCCGCACCCCCACCACCCGCACGCGCCCCCCCCGCACCACGGAGGAGGCGGAGGAGGAGCGGGACCCGGGCCCGGAGGAGGGGGGCCCGGAGGCCUGGCGGGCCACGACCCGCACUCGGACGAGGACACGCCGACCUCCGACGACCUGGAGCAGUUCGCCAAGCAGUUCAAGCAGCGAAGGAUCAAGCUGGGCUUCACCCAGGCCGACGUGGGGCUGGCCCUGGGCACCCUCUACGGCAACGUCUUCUCGCAGACCACCAUCUGCCGCUUCGAGGCCCUGCAGCUCAGCUUCAAGAACAUGUGCAAGCUCAAGCCGCUGCUCAACAAGUGGCUGGAGGAGGCCGACUCGUCCACCGGCAGCCCCACCAGCAUCGACAAGAUCGCCGCGCAGGGCCGCAAGCGCAAGAAGCGCACCUCCAUCGAGGUGAGUGUCAAGGGCGCCCUGGAGAGCCACUUCCUCAAGUGCCCCAAGCCGUCGGCCCAGGAGAUCACCAACCUGGCGGACAGCCUGCAGCUGGAGAAGGAGGUGGUGCGCGUCUGGUUCUGCAACCGGCGGCAGAAGGAGAAGCGCAUGACCCCGCCGGGGAUCCAGCCGCAGCCGGCCGACGAGCCGUACUCGCAGGUGGGCAACGUGGCCGCCGACACCACGCCCCCCCACCACGGCCUGCCGACCGGCGUGCAGUGAGCCGCCGGGACGCGGGGGAGGGCACCAAGCAGG
This is a messenger RNA of Ornithorhynchus anatinus (platypus), 1698 nucleotides long. RefSeq names its product POU class 3 homeobox 3 (gene POU3F3). Gene Ontology annotation, biological process: brain development; regulation of transcription by RNA polymerase II. The coding region runs from base 43 to 1665 and encodes 540 amino acids. The transcript has 3 exons. Gene Ontology annotation, cellular component: nucleus. Gene Ontology annotation, molecular function: DNA-binding transcription factor activity, RNA polymerase II-specific; RNA polymerase II cis-regulatory region sequence-specific DNA binding. Lineage: Eukaryota; Metazoa; Chordata; Mammalia; Monotremata; Ornithorhynchidae. The record is from RefSeq and is a predicted model, not a curated record.